Scophthalmus maximus (turbot) is the source of this 2088-nucleotide messenger RNA. It is a transcript of the gene neurod4, whose product is annotated as neuronal differentiation 4. Bases 265 to 1332 code for a protein of 355 amino acids. The record is from RefSeq and is a predicted model, not a curated record. The transcript is spliced from 2 exons. Gene Ontology annotation, molecular function: protein dimerization activity. Lineage: Eukaryota; Metazoa; Chordata; Actinopteri; Pleuronectiformes; Scophthalmidae.
GAUGAGUUGAUGGUGGGUGGGGCGCCAGAAGGAGGGGCUUACCCGGCUAUAAGCAAAAAAAGUCAGCCGGGCUUAGCCAUUUGGAUAUGAAAGUUCCAUGCGCACUCAUGGAUAUCUGAGAGAGAAGAAGAGUUUAGGACACUGGCAGAUGCACAGAACGAAAAAACACAGCGACUCUGGCUUCAUCACUCAGUUGUUGGUCUUAUUAAAUUAGCCAUUUUUCUCCUGUUAGGUAUUUCGCACAGAACGAAUCCAAACAGUAAAAUGAUGACAAAACCAUUCGGGAAGAACGGGGAUAUGAGCGACCUGGUGAGCUCCCUUGGCUGGCUGGAGGAGGAGGAGGACGGUAGCUCACAGGAUGGAGAUGAAAGCCCAGAGAUGAGGGGGCACCAUGGUCUGAUCCACUCCUGCACAGAACUGGGCAGUGAAGAUAUGGAUGAGGAGGAGGAGGAAGAGGUUGAUGGUGAUGACAUUGGACCAAAUGGAGAAAACGCUCCCAAAAGGAGAGGCCCGAAGAAGAAGAAGAUGACCAAAGCCAGACAGGAGAGGUUUCGUGCCCGGCGGGUCAAGGCCAAUGCCAGAGAACGUUCCCGUAUGCACGGGCUGAACGAUGCCCUGGAAAGUCUCCGCAGAGUUAUGCCGUGCUACUCCAAGACACAGAAGCUGUCAAAGAUUGAGACUCUGCGGCUGGCACACAACUAUAUCUGGGCCCUGUCCGAGGUGCUGGAGAGCGGCCAGUCCCCGGAGAGCCACGGCUUCAUGGAGAUGCUGUGUAAAGGUUUGUCUCAGCCCACCAGUAACCUCGUGGCUGGCUGCCUGCAGCUGGGACCCAGUCCGAUGAUGCUCAACAAGCUGGAGGACAAGUGUGGGGGCCCGGGGGUGGGUGGUAUGGGGGGUCAGGCUGGCCAUCCCCUCAGCUACCCAUCCCCAGGCCUUCCCAGCCCCCCCUAUGGCUCCCUUGAGGCAUCCCAUCUCCUCCACAUGAAGGGAUUCAAGGGGCCUGUGUACGACAACCCCUCCUCAAACGAAUGCAGCAGUGGCACCCCGCCAUACGACGGGCCCCUCACCCCUCCCCUCAGCAUCAGUGGCAACUUUGCCCUGAAGCAGGAGCCUUCUCCCCGUGAGUCAGAGAGGAACUUCACACCCCACCCUGGCCACCAUGCCCACUACCUCUUAUCGCACCAUUACCCCACUUCUACGACGGGGGGCUUACCAGGUGGGCCUCAGAGCCACCCGCUCUUUCAAGCCUCACGUUAUGAGCUGCCCCUGGAUGUGGCCUAUGACUCCUUCACUCCCUCUCACCUCGUCACCUCUCAGAUGGGUAGCAUCUGAAAUGUGACAGUGAGAAAUUGGGAGGACCUGUGACUGACUGCUAUGAAACUUGCCAGGGGAGAACCACUGCUCCUGAAAAACAAUGGCCAAUGUAAUGACUGUAUAGAAAAUAAUGGUUUGCUUGUAUGUUGUCUAGUACUCUGGGAGAUCACCGAAUGCUCAGAGAGAGAGAGACUCAUCACCUCAACUCAAUCUACCUGAAACAAACAUGCACCCACAACUUUUAAUAUUUUAUUUAUUCGCUUUUGUUAUGAUUAAAUGUGGACAUUCGGAUUCAUUUUUUUUCUAUAUAAGUUGCCCCCUCGGUUGUUGCAGAGUGGAACUAAAGAUUAGUUUAACAAAUUCCCCUCAAGCAUCACAGAUUAUUCGUGUUCAGGGUUUAAACAAAAACAUGAAAGCAACAACAAAAAGAUUCAUCCUAAAUUGUGCCCUGAGGUCUAUUGCCAAUGUCCCUCUCGCCAUAAGAAAAGCAAUGCAUUUAUUUAUAUCUGUAUUUAAUAUUUAUUUUGAUAUGGUUUUUGUCCUUUUUAUAUUUUCAGUUUUUUGUUUCACUGUCUUCCCAGUUUGUUGUCACUCAUUGGCAGCUGUACUGUAUUUAAAUUAUUUAUUUGAGGUCUUUCAGGAACUUGUUCAUUUGGUGUCACAACUUUUGUCAUACUGUUGUAAAUAUUUUGCUGUUUCGCACUUAAUUGAAUAAAUAUUCUUAUAUUAUAUGCUAUUUCCAUAGUAACAAUGUUUUCCAUGUGUCUUCUUGUG